Notechis scutatus (mainland tiger snake) is the source of this 2984-nucleotide messenger RNA. The record is from RefSeq and is a predicted model, not a curated record. Lineage: Eukaryota; Metazoa; Chordata; Lepidosauria; Squamata; Elapidae.
GGAAAAAAAAAUUGGCGUUUGUUUACACGUGGGUAUCUCUACCCUUUCCUAUCUCUGUUUCGAAUGGGGGGGGGGAGAAAAGGACAAGGCCGUGACGUCAUAUCUCGUCGCCUGGCGCAUGCGCGGGAGCGGGCAGUCCCGAGUGAUGGGAACCGGCGUCUGGUGAGUUGAGCUGGGUGCCGCUUCCGAACCGUCCCAUGGCGGAAGGAAGGCCUGGAGGUGCCCCCGGAGGCAGGCCGAGCCCAGCAGAACCCCCCUGCAACGCUUCCGGCCCAGCCUAUUUCACAGGUUUCCUUUCUUUCAGCUGAUUCCAAAGACAUCAUGCCAAUCAACUGCGUAGCCCUCAGUUUCACAAAUAAAGCAAUACUUGCUCCUAUGGUGCGAGUUGGGACCCUGCCGAUGAGACUCCUGGCUUUGGAUUAUGGUGCUGAUAUUGUAUAUUGUGAGGAGCUGAUUGACAUAAAGAUGCUUCAGUGCAAAAGAGUUGUAAAUGACAUCCUUGGAACUGUGGACUUUGUUGCCCCCAACGAAAGAGUGGUGUUCAGGACAUGUGAAAGAGAAAAGGACCGGGUUGUCUUUCAAAUGGGCACAGCUGAUGCUGAGAGAGCCUUGGCGGUAGCCAAACUUGUAGAGAAUGAUGUUGCUGGCAUUGAUGUGAACAUGGGAUGCCCCAAGGAGUAUUCCACAAAGGGAGGAAUGGGAGCCGCGCUUUUGUCUGAUCUGAACAGAAUAGAAUCUAUUCUGACUACGCUCGUCAAUGGUGUAUCUAAGCCAGUAACUUGUAAAAUCCGAAUUUUGUCAUCGGAAGAAAAAACGCUAAGAUUGGUGAAGAGGAUAGAGCAGGCUGGAGUUGCUGCAAUUGCCGUUCAUGGAAGGAAGAAAGAAGAGAGGCCUCAGCACCCUGUCCACUACAACGUGGUCAAAGCCAUCUCCGAGGCAGUUUCCAUCCCAGUAAUAGCCAAUGGAGGAUCCCAUGAUUUCAUCAAAGAAUAUUCUGACCUUCAGAUCUUCCAGGAAGCAACCUCGGCAUCUUCUGUGAUGGUGGCCCGGGCCGCCAUGUGGAACCCCUCAGUCUUCAGGAAGGAAGGACUUUUGCCUCUGAAGGACGUCAUGCAGGAAUAUAUCAAAUAUGCAGUGAGAUACGAUAAUCAUUAUACCAACACAAAGUAUUGCUUGUGCCAGAUGUUAAGGGAGCAAUUAGAAAACGCACAAGGAAAGAAGCUGCAUGCCGCACAGUCCUUGCAGGAAAUCUGUGAGGUUUUCGAGAUGGGUACCUUCUUCCAAGAAGCAUCUGAUUUACUGGAGAAGAAAAAAGUUUCGCUACAAGUGAAGAGCCCAAAUAAUGAUGAUCGCACUGAAGACACAGAUGUCAUCAAAAUGGCGGUUAAGUUUGAUAAGGAAAAAUCCAAGAAACUAGCAGAACAAGCGGCCGCUAUCGCCUGUUUAAGAACUCUGGGCCUCCCCGAAGGCAAACGCAACGAAAGCCCCAAUCACACCUUGCUUAACAAGCGCAAGAGGCAAGAUCAGGAACUUUCGAACUGUGAUGAACACACAGACAGCUUUGCCGUCGAUGCUGUUUGCAAAAAAGCACAUUUUCUUCCCAAAGAAUCCCUUUGCCACAGUUCCUAAUGACCACACUACGCUCACUGGUGUUUUGCAACUAUGCAGCUCCCCGUUUCCACCCAAAUUCUCUGCCCUUUAUUUUUUUUUCUUGGAGGCAAUCAGGUGGAACAGGUAAAUUUGAAUUUUGAUCCAUGUCUCCUGGGGAUCUCCAGGGAAUCUCGUACCAUUUUUUAUUUUGCACCUUUUAAUUGGGAGAAUUAAUGCUUUUUGAGCCAACCUUUUCCGUCUCUGGGAGUCACAGAGCAGGCAUUCCUCAAAUUCUUUUAUUUCAAUUGUCUGCCCUCUCUCAAGAUCAUUCAUACCUUGCAAGAUACCGGCUCUCUUCACUCAAGCAUCUCAUGUUCUUCGGCCAAAAUCUCACGACAUACCUGAGGAUUCAAGAUCUUUUAAAUUUUAAUGGUGAUAGAUUGCACACACAGCAGGAUUGGGGAGCGGGGGGGGGGGGGGGUCACCCUCGUGGUGCCUGCAAAUGCCACACUGCUGACUUUGUCUAGGGCAGGGGAGUGCAAUCUUGGCAACUUUAAGACUUGUGGACUUCUGGCUGGCUGGGGAAUUCUGGGAGCUGAAUAUUGAGAAUGGAAGAUGGAAUUCUGAACCGUUCUGAUUGGGGCUUAUUUCAGAAUGUAAUAUUUCAUUUGCAGCCGAUUCUUUUCCAGGGGAAGAAAUGGAGGAAUAGCAGCAAACAAAACGUACAGCUUGUUUAAUGUCAGUUUCCCCUAAUGCUAUUUUUUUUUUUUACAAUAUUUUUUUUUGUCUCCAAAAUUAAAAUACAAAAUAGUGGAGGGGGGGACAAAAAAAAAGCCCCCAAACAUCCACUACAGACAGAGCAGUGAAAUAAUAGUAAUAAAAACGCAUGUACAAAAAGUAACAGAUGACAACUAUAUCAUUAACAUUAAGUCUAAAAUGUGUCCAUCCUGGUAGAAUGCUGAGAAAUAUAUCUAAAAUUAGCAUAAAGUGCUAAUUUUACCUUAAGGAGAGCGGGUGACCAGACUGGAUUUGGAAACCUUGCGCCAUUCAUUUGUCCUUACGCUUGGCAGAGCAUGGUUUUAAAUAACAUGGAAGCAUGACUCUUGGAAUCUGCAUUACAAAUAGCGCCCCUUUAUGAAGCCUGUAAGUCACAAUUCAAAGGCAUUUGCCACCCUAAGCUCUGGUUCAAGCCCUUUUUGCUUUGAUUUAAAUCUGAACCAAGAUUAAGAGAAUAAAAGGAAUGGCCCAAAUCUGAUUUAUUCCAAUGAGCAUAUGUCUUUUUCUUCUGGCAGACGUUCCUUUAAUGCAGGGGUCGCCAACCUUUUGGACCUCACCAAAGUCAUAAUUUUAAAUCCCGCAGACCAGAGACCCUGGGAAAAUCCCCCCAAAAAUCU